Messenger RNA from Hibiscus syriacus, 1015 nucleotides. Its product is annotated as tobamovirus multiplication protein 1-like. The transcript is spliced from 11 exons. Lineage: Eukaryota; Viridiplantae; Streptophyta; Magnoliopsida; Malvales; Malvaceae. The coding region runs from base 6 to 887 and encodes 293 amino acids. The record is from RefSeq and is a predicted model, not a curated record.
UUCAGAUGGUGAGAGUAAAGGGCUUUGUUCUUACAGAGAAACCGUCGUUGUUGAAGCAUGUCGUGGGAAUGCUUGGUUGGUGGGAUGAGAUUGAUAAAUCCGACGAGUGGCAGAGAUCCAUUUUCUAUUUCUUGUCUGCUUCUUAUGCUCUUAUUUCAUUUGUUGCUCUGGUACAAUUAUGCAGGAUUCAACUGCGAGUGCCGGAGUACGGGUGGACGACACAAAAGGUUUUUCACUUGAUGAACUUUGUUGUGAAUGGAUUGAGGGCUGUUCUUUUCUGUUUCUACAAGACCGUGUUUCUUGUUAAAUCCAAGGCACUCGAAAUGGUGCUUCUGGAUCUUCCUAACCUUCUGUUUUUUUCAACAUAUAUGUUGCUUGUUCUUUUCUGGGCCGAGAUAUAUUACCAGGCAAGAAGUCUUCCUAUUAAUAAACUAAGACCUGCAUACUAUAGCAUCAACGGAUUUAUAUACUUUGCUCAGGUGUGCAUAUGGAUUUCCAUACGAUUAAGUAAAAGCCCGAUUGCGAUCGAAUUUGCUAGAGUCUUUAUUUCAAUUGUUUCGCUUUGUGCUGCGUCCGGGUUCAUUCUAUACGGUGGGAGGUUGUUCUACAUGUUGAGACGCUUCCCUAUCGAAUCCAGAGGUCGCCAGAAAAAGCUGUUUGAGGUUGGCUUCGUAACUGGGAUAUGCUGUGCCUGUUUCGUGCUAAGAUGCCUCAUGGUUCUGGUCUCGGCUUUUGACGAGGAUGCGGAUAUCGAUGUUCUAUACCAUCCCCUCCUAAAUCUUAUAUAUUACAUGUUGGUAGAGAUUAUUCCAUCAGCUUUGGUGCUGUUUAUACUUCGGAAAUUGCCUCCGAAGCUAGUUUCGGAUCAGUACCAUCCCAUCAAAUGAAGAGUUGCAUGCAGCUGUACCCAGAAACUUGAAAGAUUAAAACGGUCAGGAAAAUGUGUAAGCUGCCAGCAAGGACUUGAGCCAUGGGGACUUAACAUUUCUCUAUGUACAUUCACUCUCAAAACACU